Messenger RNA from Anneissia japonica, 4405 nucleotides. RefSeq names its product protein SON-like. The transcript has 9 exons. The record is from RefSeq and is a predicted model, not a curated record. Gene Ontology annotation, biological process: regulation of mRNA splicing, via spliceosome; regulation of cell cycle. Bases 44 to 3415 code for a protein of 1123 amino acids. Gene Ontology annotation, molecular function: RNA binding. Lineage: Eukaryota; Metazoa; Echinodermata; Crinoidea; Comatulida; Comatulidae.
CGGGGAACCUCGAGGAGGUGGUCGUGAUCGAGGAAAUCGAUGGAUGGUGACGAAAAUGGACUCGAACAUCCAAGAGGCCUUAAGAAAUUUCGCUCUGCAAAAGAUGCAGGCAAUUGAAAAAGAAAGGCACAGGAAUCCCAAUAAAAGUAACAGUGGGGAUGAAACAGCAACCAAGAAUACUGGUAGUAUUGGUACAGUAAAGGAGAAUCACAGUGAAUCUACAGAUAACAUUAGAGAAUGGGACAAGAAAGAGGGCCUUCAAUAUAGAGAUGAUGUAGAUACAAAUGAAAGGAAAACAAUGUUCAGUGCUAUCAUUCAAAGUAGGAUUGCAAAAGAAAUGAAGGAAGUAAAUAGGAUUAAACAAAUCGACCACAACCACUUGAAGAAAACAGAAUCUAUUUAUGUAGAUACUGAGAAGCAUGUAGACACAGCUGAUGAUAAUGGAAAAGGAAAGAUUCAGGAAAAGAAACCCAUACAGAUAAAGAUAUUCAGUAAAGACCUAUCAGAACCAAAUACAAAGAAAACAAACACCUUAGAUGAAGAUGAUAAUGAAGAUGUCUCCACAUCGUCAUCAUCAGAAGAAGAAAAGUCAGAAGUUCAAAGGUUACUACCUUGGCGUGAACUGCCUGAAGAUGGAGAACUAACUGCUUCUAGUUAUAGUGAUGUAGAUAUGCAAAUAGGUUCAGGCAUCGCAGAUAAAAAAUCAGAUAAGCUUGAAGAAGAAGAUAUCAAAAGGGACAGUAAAAAGAAAAAGAAACACAAACAUAAACACAAGAAAAGUAAACACAAAAAGUCCAAGAAUAAAUCAAAAGAAAAAACUAAAGAGAGAGAAGACAAAUGUGCAAAUGAAAAGAGGAGCGUUAGAAAUGAAGAUAAUGAUGUAUUUGAUAAACAAAGGCUUUUGGAUGGGAAGUAUAAAAAGAAAGAUGCUGAUGAUAAUAUGAAACAGAAAGAAUUUGAUGAAAGAAGUUGCUCAACGUCAAAAGAAAUCAACAUUGAAAAUGAAGUGAUAGAUUUAAAUGAAUUUUUAGAAACACAAUUGGAAAAUCUUAACACCAAAGCUCAAGCAGAUGAGAACAAAAACAAAAGGACUUCAGACGAAGAUAUUAUAAAAAAUUGUUCAUUAAAUGAAGGUGAAAUCAAAGAAAUGGGUAAAACUGACAAAAAAUCGGUAGGCAAAAUUUUACCAGAAUUACUUAAUAAAGACCUUAAGAUUGAAAGCCAGGAGAAAGUAUCCCAGGGAAUAACAGAAAAAAAGGAUGCAUCUAUUGAGAAUACUUUGAAAGAUAAACCUGUUAGCGAUGUUAAUAAAAGUACUGUUCAAAAAACAGAUAUUGAUAAAUCUGUGAAAAACACCAUAGAAGAAACUAAAAAAACAAGCAUUAACAUAACAAAAGACAAAAAACAACAAAAGGAGAUAGAAGAUGGUGGAAGAGAUAAAGAUUUGUCGUAUUCAAAAGCCAAGAAACGCAAGAGAGAUAAAAAUGAAGCAAGUGAUGGAGAGCUGACAGAUAAAUCUAAGAAAAGGUGCAGAGACGAAGAAAGAAAACGUAAGGACAGUCGACGAUCUCGUUCCCGAUCACGAACAAGAAGCAGAAGACACAGAAAAUCGAGUUCACGUUCUCCUUCCCGUAGGUCCCAUACGACAGACAGGUAUAGGCAUCGUUCAAGGUCAAAGUCACGAGAGAGGAGGUCGCGAUCACGAGGUAGGAGGUCCAAAUCACGAGACAGGAGGUCCAAAUCACGAGACAGGAGGUCCAAAUCACGAGAAAGGAGGUCCAAAUCACGAGAGAGGAGGUCAAGAUCUCGUGACAGGAGGUCACGAUCUCGAGGCAGGAGGUCACGAUCUCGAGGCAGGAGGUCACAAUCACGAGAGAGGAAAUCCAAGACAAAAACAAGCAGAAUGUACAGCGAUCACAAACCGGAGCGUUCUGUGGCAGAUCGUAUAGACAAAGCUAAACUAUUAGAAAUUGCCAAAGCGAAUGCAUAUGCACAGAUGAAAGCAGGAUUGUUGCCAGCCAGUUUAAAAUUGCCACCUUUAACUGUUGAAGAUAAAGCUAGUCAAAGAGCAGGUGGCCAAACAAUUACUGAAUUAACAGCAGUAUGCCAGGCAAUCCAGAAGAAAGGAGAGGGACUUGACUCUGGGGACGAAUCACCCGUCAACAAACCAAUAGAUUCCGACGAGGACUCGGAAACAUUCAUUAAUCAUCCAUUCAAACUCCGGCCACAGCCACAGAGUAUUGUGGUCAAUAUUAAGAAUGCUGUACAAAGACCAAAUAUGGACAAAGAUAAACUGCGGAUACAGUUUCCAGUCUCCAGUGGUUCACAGCAUCGCAAGAAGGAGGAAGAGGUCUCACCAUAUGGUGCUUGGGUACCUUACCAAAAGCCAACUGCACAAACAGCUGCAGCACCCUCAACCACAACGACUACUAGUGACACAAGCACUGUUGCAACUCCUGCUGCAUCCACCAAUACAACCACUAAUGUAACCACAACCACCUCAUCCACCAAGAUGCCCACAAUGGCUGCAGGGGGGCAAAUAUCCUUCCCAGCGAAUCCAGAAUUAUGCACCCCUGUUCUCGGUCAAGCUACUAACGCCUUAAUGACACCAGUGGUCCAAACGGUGACACCAACUCCUGCCACAUUACCUGCUCCGGUUCCUUCUGUGCAUCCAAAUGAUAGAGUUUUUGAGGAAACGCCGUCCGCGCCGGCUGUUGACAUAGCAACAAUGGUAUCUGCAAGACUAAAGGCUGCAAGAGCCCUUGAAUCCAACCCUCUUGAUGUUGAAGCUCUUGGUCAACUACACAAGGCUCAACGAGGGAUCCAGAGCUGGGCCAAUGUGAGCAACAAACCAGGCCAGUUUACCGGGAGUACCGGAGUCCAGAUUCUGAAUCCCAAAGAACUAGCAAACUCAAAUCCCAGGGCUCAGGCCUGGGCUAAAAAGGACAUGUUUCUUAAGUCUGCACCAGUUAGUAGCGGCAUCGGGAUGAUGAUGUUACAAAGGAUGGGAUGGCGACAAGGAGAGGGAUUGGGAAAGAACAAGGAGGGUGCCAGGGAACCCCUUUUAUUGGAAAUUAAAUCUGACAGAAAAGGGUUGGUAUCAUCCACUGAAAGCAAUAGAGGAAAACCCGUUAUUCCUAGAGUUGUGACACAUGACCUGACCAGCAAGCAUCCUGUCUCGGCUUUAAUGGAAAUAUGCAACAAGCGCAAAUGGCCGCCACCUUUGUUUGAACUUAUCCAUGAUAGCGGACCAUCUCACCAGAAGAACUUUGUUUUUAAGGUUAUUAUAAACAAGGAGGCAUACCAACCAACAACAGCAAGUGGAAACAAGAAACAUGCCAAAGCACAGGCAGCCACAGUUGCUCUACAGAAGAUGGGGCUUAUACCAAUGGAUUAUGUACAUGGUGAGGGUUAGCCCUAGGAGAGAAAGGGGGAGGGGAUAGGGUGUGUCAGGGGGAGGGGAUAGGGUGUGUCAGGUAUGGAGCAACCUAGUGGACAGAAGUAGCUUUUGUACAUGUACAGUAGUCACUUUCCAGGGUAGGCUGGCCUGAAGUUGUGUAUGUUUCAUUAAUGGUUUGCCUGAAGUUGUGUAUGUUUCAUUAAUGGUUUGAGAAGGAUAACCUGAUUUCUAUGCUCUUCUUGUAACACAUGAUAUACACUUCAAUAGCUGUAAAUUAUGCUUUUAACCACACCGUUCAUGACACAAAUAUGCAGUGCCUACAAAAUGCUCAGUUCAAAUGAAACAAGUAUUGCUUGUCAGAGCGAAAUACUGUAGAAUGAAUAGCGCGAAUAGGGUUGGUAAAUUUUUUAUUGUAGGAAAUUACUUUUGUGCACAAAAUUGAAAGAUGGUUGUGGUACAGUAUAAAUAACUUGAAUUUUGAAGUAAUGCUAUAUGUUAUUUGUUUCAUUUGGUUGUAAAUAACAGUGCUGUGGUUUCCUUGUAUAUGCUAGUAAUAGGCUGUAGCUAGGUAUUUUUAUGAUUGCAUUCUUAUAUUUCUGAAAAUUAUUUGCAUACUAUCAUAAAACAAAUCAAAAUUAAUAUGCUUUAUAUUGGAUUCAAUUUAACAGAUUUGAAACAAAAUCAAUUUCAGCUGUAUUGUCUAUUGUCAACUGCUACUUAAAAUCAAUCAUGUUUUUAUAGCACUGUAUGUACAAGUACAGGAAUUUUUCGCUUUUCUUUAAAAUACUUAUUAUAGUGCCUAAGCUGUUCUUGACCAUUUUAAAUAAAUGUAUUUUACUUUGUAACUGGUUGUAUAAAUAGAACUAAAUCCAUAAAGGACAGGAGUGCUCAGUGUAAUGUGCAAGAUUUAUUUCAGGAUAAGCGCGAUACAAGUCAAAUGUUGCUAUUAAAUUUGUUAUGUUCCGCAACUCUCAGAGAUGUAUAAUAAAACAUAAAGAAAAAUAA